ACAAAACAAUAAUUAAAAGCAAAAAAAGAAAAAAGAAAAAAUGGGGAAUAGUUUAAGGUGUUGUUUAGCUUGUGUUCUUCCUUGUGGAGCACUAGAUGUGAUCCGCAUUGUCCAUAUCAAUGGUCAUGUGGAGGAGUUUAGUCGCCAUGUCUUAGCAAGUGAGAUCUUGGAAGCAAACCCUAAUCAUGUCUUGAGCAAACCAUGCACACAACAAGAUGAUCAUCUUGUUCGAAAGAUCUUUGUCGUCUCUCCCGAGUCUGAGCUCAAGCGUGGCCAUAUUUACUUCUUGAUCCCUUCGGCUUUGGUGCCGGAUAAGAAGAAGAAGAAGAAGAACAGGAAGAAGAGUAAUGAAGUGUCUGUCAUAGUAUCCACUCAUCAAGAUGAGUAUUUAAAAGAGACAGUGUUGGAGAAGAAGGUGAGACAUCACCGGAGAAGGAGUGGAAGGGUUGGUGUUUGGAGACCUCAUCUUGAGAGCAUUUCAGAGGAUCUUUGAUUUGAUCCAUUUACUGACAUUUUCGGUAUUUGGCCUUUGUUCUUCUUCUUGUAUUCUUUUUUUCUUUUUUCUUUUUUUUUUAUUUGUAUAUUUGAAGAAUAUAUAGGUUUGUUUAAUUUGUUUGUUUGUUUAUUUUUCUCCUACAAAAAAUGGAAAUGGGUGAAGGUUAAUA
Dioscorea cayenensis subsp. rotundata (Guinea yam) is the source of this 665-nucleotide messenger RNA. RefSeq lists its product as uncharacterized. The transcript has a single exon. The record is from RefSeq and is a predicted model, not a curated record. NCBI's taxonomy places the organism in Eukaryota, Viridiplantae, Streptophyta, Magnoliopsida, Dioscoreales, Dioscoreaceae. Bases 41 to 493 code for a protein of 150 amino acids.